AUGGGGAAUACUGAUAAUCUUAUGAACUGGUUCUGUGAUUGGUUUGAUAAGCUCAAUGCGCGUCAGGUUCAAGAGGAGGUAUUAUUUAAAAUAACGAUAGUAGUAUGGUGCAUAUGGUUUUUUAGAUGUGAAAAAGCCUUCAACAAUAUUCAAGUUACUCCAGAAAUGAUCACACAUAAGUGCAGAAAAGAGAUCUCUGAGUUUGAAGCUAAACAAGUUUCUACCCCAAGGGCUAAUCUUUCUAUCUCUAGAACUAACUUGCACUGGUCUCCUCCUUCAAGAGACACUUUUAAAAUUAAUUGUGAUGGCUCGUUUCAGCAUAUUAAUAAAACAGGUGGAGUAGGACUGAUUAUCUGUGAUUUUGCAGGUACCCAUAGGGGAUCAAAAUGCAUAUAUUUGAACCAUAUAUGGAGUGCGGAACAAGCUAAAAGUAGAGGGUUAUGGGAGGCAGUGCAUUGGGCUAAGGAGCAGAAAUUAGAGAAGGUCGUCUUCGAGCUGGAUUCAAAGAUCGUGGUGGAUGCAGUUAACAAUGAAGUUUUCAAUAUAGAUUGA
Molecule: messenger RNA, 552 nt
Organism: Papaver somniferum (opium poppy)
Lineage: Eukaryota; Viridiplantae; Streptophyta; Magnoliopsida; Ranunculales; Papaveraceae
Exons: 1
Coding region: 1-552 (183 amino acids)
Molecular function (GO): nucleic acid binding; RNA-DNA hybrid ribonuclease activity
Source: RefSeq, a predicted model, not a curated record